CUGUUAUUUCUUGGAAGCCUGACUACUUAUAAUAUGUGAGAUGUCCCGUCGGCUUUCAUUUUUCAUUCUUUCUCAUCCGUUCGGAUGAGGCGUGCUCCCCAACUCCGGAAAUCCAGUGAUGACGAGGUUAGCGUCGCUGAGGUCUCCACAAAAAUCUUGUCAACGGGCAUUUAUAACUGGACUCAUCAUACCAUUACAUCCGAAAUUUACGGCUUCGACGCUGAUAAAUACAUUAUAUCUCCCUACCAUGGCUUUCAAAUAGCCUAUCUUGCAUCAUCGUACAUCCGACCAAGAGGCGAAAGCAUUAGAGGAUUAUGUCCUCACGUAAUCCGGGCGAGAUUUCUCAGAAUGCUUCAAAGUCCAGUCACCGGACUGCUCUAGCUUGUGCACCCUGUCGUCUUAGCAAAACCAAGUGCAAUGGUCAAGAUCCAUGUGUUCGGUGCACAGACCGUGGCAUCGUUUGUAUGCCCGGAGUGAAGCGCAGAAAGCCGGUUAGAAAGUCGGCGAUUCUAUCUUCGAAUGAGAGUGCUAGGACAGACGAUGUUGAGGCUCCAGAAUCGACGGCUCAAGCCGAUCUACUGAAACAAGAAGUUCAUUGUAGUAUUUGGGGCUCAGAAGCGUCGGAAUCUUCAACCAUGAACUUACACUAUGGGCCAUCUUCGACUUUUGUGUUCCUGCAACAACUCCAUCGUUUUCUCCUCGGCAGUGGGGCUCCGCGGCAAAGUACGAUAAGUAGUUGGUCGACAAACUACACGUCAGAGGCAAUCAGCGAGUUUGGGUACAGUGGCAUCUUCUAUGGAAAUGGUUCAGAUAACAAUGAAUCUCCGGCAGGGAUCUCUCAGGAACUCCCACCAUUUGACCUUGCAGCCACCUUUCUUGAAACGUACCUAGCCACUGUUCAUUAUGUCGUUCUAUUCUGCGACCAGGGAACUCUAAGGAAGCUUUUCUAUACGAUGUACUCAGCUCCAACCAGCAAUCAAAACUCCAGAGAUUCAACCUUGGUGAUGAUUGUGCUGGCCAUAGGAGCCUUUCUAUCCAGCUAUCCCAUCUGGGCGGAUUCUCUGCAUCGGGGAGUCACGUCUCGGCUAGACAGCUGGGGCGAUUCUGUAAGCCUCAGAAGUGUUCAAAUUUCCAUGCUUCUGUCAGAGUAUGAACACAGUCAUGGACGGCCGAACUCGGCGAUGCUGGGAAUAGGGCGAGCAGUACACAAGGCCUUCGCCGUUGGUUUGCACCGAGAUAUGCCAUCCCAGGGGGGUACGAGAGACUCUACCGAAUCCGACCGAUCUCGAGAGCGUCAGGCUACAUUCUGGUCGCUAUUCGCACACGACAGAAACGUUUCUCUUUCGUUGGGUCGACCUGCGUCGAUUAAUGAACUAGACAUCAACAUACUAGAUCCGACAUGGGAUGUCCGACUCAUGGCUGCCGUUACUUUGGCCAGAAUAACAUACAAGGUUAAUUACAAUAUUUACGGCCGUAACAGAGGCUCCGUAAGUGAUUUCUGUCAAAAGGUUCAAGCGAUCUACGAUGAGAUGAUAUGUUUUCAUAAAUCUCUACCUGUGGAUCAGAAGUUUCCUCUUUUCGAGUCGGAGCUAGGGCAGUAUUCCGCCAAUCUCACCGCUAGUCAGAUGAUACUAGCCUUCCAUUUUUUUCAGACGAUGAUAAUUGCUCUGCGUCCCUGCUUGGUGCUUGAUGCCGCAAGGAGACGCAGCACUAAAAAAUCAACCAUCCCAAACGAAUCGGUGAUUUGGCUUAAUGAUGCCGUUGACAGGUGUAGGAACGCAUCUAUUCAUAUCAUCAAUGUCUUUGCUCGCGCAAUCAAAGUUAGUUCCUUCAUAUGCUAUAUGCGACACAGUCGAUUUUUUAUCGAAGCUGCAUGCUUUGCUUUGCUUUUUGAUGUUAUACGGGACCCAGCGAGAGAUGGCUGCGAAAGGAACUUUGAAGCUAUAGCACAAGGUCUCCACUGCUUCACGCUUCUUCCUACCGACCGAUUAUUAAUGAUCAGUACUACUGGUGUCAGUCGGAUUCUACAGCUCACCGAAGAAAUGGUUGCUAAGACGAAAGCGGAGGCGAACCAGAAGGUUGACAAUGAGCCCCCUUCAUCUAUGGCUUUCACGAACGAGCCCACCGGUUUUGACCAGGGUCAGGCAUUAGGUGUAGGAUUAUGGGAUGACGCGGGAAUUUCUAACAACGACAUUUUCGAUAUGAGCUAUUACCUUUGGUAUGAGGAUCCAGCGUCACUUGGUGCUGAAUGAAGGUGGGGAUUGGAAGCCAGCUGCCACUUUUGUUGACAUUAUCUCUGAGUUUAGUUGUGUAAUGAGAAAUGUUGUAAACUAAUUAUUUAAUAAGGCUAUAAGUAUAGAAAUCUAUUUAAAAACGCUGUGACUUUUCUAAUAAUAUGAUUUGGGUGGGCGAAGUUAUAAUUAUCCAG
Pseudogymnoascus verrucosus is the source of this 2428-nucleotide messenger RNA. RefSeq lists its product as uncharacterized. Gene Ontology annotation, cellular component: nucleus. Gene Ontology annotation, molecular function: zinc ion binding; RNA polymerase II cis-regulatory region sequence-specific DNA binding; DNA-binding transcription factor activity, RNA polymerase II-specific. The transcript has a single exon. Gene Ontology annotation, biological process: positive regulation of transcription from RNA polymerase II promoter by galactose; DNA-templated transcription. NCBI's taxonomy places the organism in Eukaryota, Fungi, Ascomycota, Leotiomycetes, Thelebolales, Thelebolaceae. The record is from RefSeq and is a predicted model, not a curated record. The coding region runs from base 315 to 2252 and encodes 645 amino acids.